AUGGGCAGGAAGGGAGGCCUGGCCUCCAUCUUCUCCUCCUCAAGGCACUCCAAGCCCGGCACCGCCGCCGACGCACCCUCCCCCUCCCCGCCGUGGCCAUGGCCAUCGUGCGCGACCAAGCCGCAGACGGAGACCUUCCGCGGGCAGGGCAACGGCGGCGACGACGACCGGCCGUGCACCACGGCCGCCGCCAGCCGCCGCCGCUUCGACGAAGCAGCAGCAGCACCCGGCAGCGGCGGGUGGCUGCGGCCGCCGCGCGGGGCUGCAGCGCCGGGCGACGAGAUGUACAAGACGGUCAACUCCGUCUACUUCGACCCCGCCGACUCCUGCCGCUUCUUCUUCGACGACGACGGCGGGGACGCGGCGGACGGCCUGGACGAUGGCUCCACCACGACGGCGUCGGAGGAGUGGUCGGAGGCCGUCAUCCGCAGCCUCGGCCGCACCUCCACCGACCGCUUCUUCUUCGACGCGGGCCCGGCGCCCGCGGCCGCGUCCAACUCCAUCCUCGCCGCCUCACCGUCCCCGGGUCGGACACUGGCGCCGCCUCCACCACCGCCUGCUGAGGCGCCCACGCUGCUGCAGGCGGCGCUGCCGUCGUCCGCGGCGGGCGUGCUGCUCUCCGAGUCCGACGACGACGGGGCCAGCGAGGCCGAGACAGAGACCGAGGUGCCGUCGACGUCGUCGCUGGUGGAGGAGAGCGUGGCGGUGGCGCUGGACUCGGAGGACCCGUUCCGCGACUUCCGCGCGUCCAUGCACGAGAUGGUGGCCGCGCACGGCCUCCGCGACUGGCCCGCGCUGCAGGAGAUGCUGCUUUGGUACCUCCGCAUCAACGGCAAGCACAACCACGCGCUCAUCGUCGGCGCCUUCGUCGACCUCCUCGUCGGCCUCGCCACGUCCAGCAGCACCAGCAGCAGCGCCUCUCCCUCCGCCACCACCACCGGAACCACGACCGCGACAAUGACGACGACGACGACAGCGACCGCCUGCUGCUGCAGCAGCUCCAGUACUAGCAGCGGUGGCGGUGGCGCUACCAAUACCACUACCGCGGCUGCAGCUGCAACUCCAACCAUGGAUGAGCAAUGUGGAAUAAGUGCCGGUGCGUCGUGCUCCUCUGCUGCUUCGUCUGAUCUGGAAGAGGUGGCUGCUGCCGGAGACAGAUCAAGUGAUGGCCAUUGCACAGGCGGAGAUGCACUCGAUUAUUCUUAUUCUUGA
Miscanthus lutarioriparius is the source of this 1212-nucleotide messenger RNA. Lineage: Eukaryota; Viridiplantae; Streptophyta; Magnoliopsida; Poales; Poaceae. The record is from the annotation of a GenBank genome assembly.